AUGCGUGUCUUCUUCAUACUCUUCCUGUUUGGUGUUCUUGUUGAGUUAUGCAAUGGAGGAAUGACCAGUGGAUAUAUAAGAGGAUCUGAUUUACCCAAUGACAUGCCAUUAGACAGCGAUGUUCAUGUAACGCAAGGUAACCAUGAAGGUAAUGGAGUAAUCAUUUCAUGGGUUACUCCGGUUAAGCCCGGUUCMAACACUGUUCGCUAUUGGUAUGAGAAUGGGAAACCGAAAAGCCAAGCUGAAGCAACCGUUAACACUUACCGGUUCUUCAAUUACACGUCUGGUUACAUCCACCACUGCAUCAUCGAUGAUUUACAAUUUGAUAUGAAAUACUACUACGAAAUUGGGAGUGGGAAAUGGCGAAGGCGGUUUUGGUUCUUUACUCCGCCUAAACCAGGCCCUGACGUUCCUUACACCUUUGGAUUAAUUGGGGAUCUUGGACAAACUUAUGAUUCAAACAGAACAUUAAGUCAUUAUGAGAUGAAUCCAGGAAAAGGACAGGCGGUUCUGUUCGUAGGAGACUUGUCCUACGCAGAUCGCUACCCGAACCACGACAACAACAGAUGGGAUACUUGGGGAAGAUUUGUUGAGAGAAACGCUGCUUAUCAACCUUGGAUAUGGACUGCAGGAAACCAUGAAAUCGACUAUGUUCCUGACAUUGGUGAAACAGAACCAUUCAAGCCUUAUAUGAAUCGGUAUCCUACGCCAUAUAAGGCAUCAGGAAGUAUCUCUCCAUUGUGGUAUUCCAUCAAGAGGGCUUCGGCUUAUAUUAUUGUUAUGUCUUGUUACUCAUCUUACGGUAUAUACACUCCUCAAUACAAAUGGUUGGAAAAUGAGUUUCAAAGGGUAAAUCGAACAGAGACGCCAUGGCUUAUAGUCUUAGUACAUAGCCCGUUUUACCAUAGCUAUGUGCAUCAUUACAUGGAAGGUGAAACAUUAAGAGUCUUAUACGAGCCGUGGUUUGUCAAAUUCAAGGUUGAUGUUGUGUUUGCUGGUCAUGUGCAUGCAUAUGAGAGAUCGGAACGUGUUUCUAACAUUGCUUACAACAUUGUCAAUGGAUUGUGUAAGCCAAUAUCAGAUGAGUCCGCACCUGUAUACAUAACAAUUGGGGAUGGAGGAAAUUCUGAAGGCUUGCUUACUGACAUGAUGCAACCACAACCAAGCUACUCCUCCUUUCGAGAAGCUAGCUUUGGGCACGGGUUGCUGGAGAUUAAAAACAGAACUCAUGCCUACUUCAGCUGGAAUCGGAACCAAGAUGGGUAUUCAGUUGAAGCAGAUUAUGUGUGGUUGCUUAAUCGGUUUUGGCGAGGUACAAAGAAAAGCAAGAUCAGUGAUACACGAUGA
Messenger RNA from Arabis nemorensis, 1347 nucleotides. The record is from the annotation of a GenBank genome assembly. NCBI's taxonomy places the organism in Eukaryota, Viridiplantae, Streptophyta, Magnoliopsida, Brassicales, Brassicaceae.